AUGGGAAAGCCAAAAACACUUGAUUCAUUCUUUAAGAAAAAAGAUGCGAGUCAAUCAGAAGUUAGUACUUGUACACAUUUAGAAAGACCUUUAGCAACGGAUCUUGAGGCUUUAGUGACUGAUGAGCGUCCCUCCAAAUGUCCAAGAAUUCAACCUGAAGAAAUGAAUGCUACCUUUUUGCAACGUGAUCCAGGAUUACAUCCACAAAUAUGGGAAUUCCCUGUUAACUUACAAGAAGACAUUCGGCGUGCUUAUAUUAGAGCCAAACCAUGUCAACCCAAGCUUUCGGAAUAUCCAUAUUCAGGAAUGGGUCGUCCAGGAUCAGAUGCAUUUACAAGGAAAUGUUUUAACAAUUGGAAAAAGGCAAGCGAUGGGAUGAAUAGUUCUUUAAUGAGACAUGUGGGGAAAGAUCUACAUUCACCACAUAAUAUUGCCGUGAAAUGUUGUGAGGAUCUAUUGAAUCAGUCAGGGCAUAUUGACAAGAUAGUUGAAAAGCAAACAUUACAAGAAACAAAGAAUAAUCGGUUGCAGCUCAAAACCUCUGUAGAUAGUGUUCAAUGGCUUGCAUUCCAAGCAUGUCCCUUUAGAGGUCAUAAUGAAAACUCUGGCUCAAAAAAUCAAGGUAACUUCCCUGAAUUGGUAAAGCUCCUAGCAAGCUAUAAUGACGAUGUUGCUAGACUUGUCUUGGAAAAUGCUCCAAAAAAUGCCAAAUAUACAUCACCCAAAAUUCAAAAGGAAAUCCUACAUAUCAUUGCAAAUAAAGUGCGGGAUGCGAUUAGAAAAGAAAUUGGGAAUGCCAAAUUUUUCAUUCUCAUUGAUGAAGCUCAGGAUGAAUCAAAAAGGGAGCAAAUGGCUAUUAUUUUGAAGUUUGUUGAUAAAGAUGGUUUUAUUAGGGAGCAAUUCUUUCAUAUCGUGCAUGUUAAAAAUACUUCUACAUCAACUUUGAAAAAAGAGAUAUGUGUUGUUCUUUCUCAUUACAACCUCCAAAUUGAAAAUAUUCGAGGCCAAGGAUAUGAUGAAGCUAGUAAUAUGCGUGGUGAAUGA
Corylus avellana is the source of this 1044-nucleotide messenger RNA. Lineage: Eukaryota; Viridiplantae; Streptophyta; Magnoliopsida; Fagales; Betulaceae. The record is from RefSeq and is a predicted model, not a curated record.